UGCUUCCAUUUUUACUAUCUCGCAGCAGAACAAACUUCAUUUCUUCGUCACCAGAAGAAGAAAAAGAAAAAAUCAAUUCCCUUAAAAUUUCUAGGAAAUUUUGAGAAUGGAUGAUUACACGAGAGAAAUGAUGGAUUUGAAAACCCUAGUUACACGAACCCUUGAGAAGAAAGGGGUUCUAGCUAAGAUCCGGGCUGAACUUAGGGCAAGUGUCUUUGAAGCAAUAGAAGAGGAAGAUCGAGUCAUUGAAAAAGAAGAAGGUUUACCUCCUGCAUUAUUGGGAAGUUGCAAUGAUCGUGCUAAACGACUUCAUGCUUCUCCUUUGGGAAGACUUUUAACCGCACUACUAUGCGAGUACUUAGACUGGGCGCAACUAAAUCACACACUAAAAGUUUAUCUGCCAGAAUGUAAUUUGCAAAAAGAUUCUUGGAAAGCUGAGUUGGAAGACUUCAGUGGCAAAAGUGGUUAUGAUCUCAACAGAAACGGGAAUAGUGGACCUGUGCUUUUGGAUGUUCUUGAAGGCUUCUUGAAGUUUGAUAACAUAUCACAAGCUAGGGGAACUGGAAGGAGAUCACAAGAAACUGAGCCCUCAUCUAGUUUAGAGUCUCGAAACACAAGAAGACCCUCGUCAUCAACUGUUUCCGUCGGCUUACCCCCAUUAGGGAGGUCAGCUCCUGUUUCGCAUUCAUCUGACAGGAGAGCAGGAUCCUCUGUGUCCAGUUACAGGAAAGAUGAGUACAGUUGGAGGUAUGAUGAUGAUACCCCAGAAGAUGUGAUUCGAGCUUCAACUGCCUUGGAAAAUCUUCAAUUGGACAGAAAGGCCCGGAAUCUUACUACUUCUUGGCGGCAUGCCAGUGAUGGAAUCAGUGAGGAUGAUGGCAGGGCCGAUCAUAUGUAGUGCUGGACAACAUAUGUUGCAUUACCGCACGUUUAGUUUAGCAUGUAUUUUCUUCAAGCUUUCUCCGAACCAAGUUUUUUCUUAGCCAUAAGAAAGAAGGAAAUGAAGUUAUUAUUGUUAUAUAAUUGUGAUGUGGUUUAGUGUUCUCUUUUGAGCUUUUUUUCCUUCUAUGGUACUCCGACUCUGGAUUGAGUCUUGGGUACUAGAUCGCCACUCAUGUUAACAUUUUCAAAGUUUUUCCAUGUAUUUAGAGGGCCAUAGAAGGGUUAUAUCCUCAUACUGAUGUCUAGAUGCCCGUCAAAUAUGGGUGUUGGACACUGGUAUAUAAAGAAAAAUCAAGAGUUGGAGCAACAUGACUUUUCUCUCACUUAUUUAGUACUCAGCUACUUCAUUUAGUGUAGACCUUUUCCUGUAUCAGCUGUUUGAGGGUUUUAGUGGAUGGUUAGAUCAUUUUAUUUUUUUUUUCAGGCUAAAAUCUACGGCUAUUAGAUAA
This is a messenger RNA of Gossypium raimondii (Peruvian cotton), 1391 nucleotides long. RefSeq names its product protein TONNEAU 1a. Lineage: Eukaryota; Viridiplantae; Streptophyta; Magnoliopsida; Malvales; Malvaceae. Gene Ontology annotation, molecular function: protein binding. The record is from RefSeq and is a predicted model, not a curated record. The transcript has 8 exons. The coding region runs from base 107 to 898 and encodes 263 amino acids.